CCGAGUAGCAGCGCUGGGAGAGCAUCAUUACCUUUACCGCCGUUUUACAACUCACUCAUCUGCUGACAGCUGCCAUCUCCGGUGACUGCACAGUGUUUACCGAAUUGUCUUCCCAGAGGUGCAGAUAAAUUGUGUGAAAUUGAUACAGUGGUUGAUGUAUCUACAUUGAAAGCAAAAAGCCCCUCGAGGUGCCCUGAGAAGAAACCGGACUGCUCUCCCCCUCCACACACACACACGCUUCCCGUUCAGCACUGCGCAGAAACGGGGCGCAGCGAACCAACAGGAGAGCGACCGUAGCGAAGCCCAACGUAACAGAGGAGUUUGGACAAACGGCUGGCAGUAGAUGAAUCCCGUUCUUUAGGACUUAGCUCAAUCAAACUACACCACUCUUUCGGAUUUGCACUUGGCCGUGUGACGGUAAUAGUGUAGGAUGGAUUUCCCCGUGUUUAUGGCUCUGUUGAUUUGCGCGCUGGCGGUCCCGGGAUUCGGUGAUAUGGGGAGCGGAAAAGCUCAGAGUUGUUCGGAUAUCCGACAGUUCUACAAUGGCAAGGGAUUCAGUCUGAACGGAGUGCCUCAAUCAGAAAUAUCAGGAGAGCACCUGAGGAUCUGUCCCCAGGGCUACACGUGUUGCACCAGUGUCAUGGAGGACAGCCUAUCCAAUCUGAGUCGCACAGAGAUGGAGGGCCUGAUCAGAGAUGCUGGACGGGCCCUGCAAGCCUCCCUCAAUGGACAAUACAAAGUCUUCGAUGGUUACCUCCUGGAGUUGCUGAACCGUUCUGAGGGUGUCCUGCAGCAGUCGUAUACUCCGGCGCUGGGUUCCCUGUACACCCAGAACACCCGCGUGUUCUCUGACCUGUACACAGAGCUGAGACGGUACUACCGGGGUUCCAACGUUAACAUAGAGGAGGCGCUCAAUGAGUUCUGGGCCCGCCUGCUGGAGAGGAUGUUCAAGGGAGCCAAUGGACGGUAUCUCAUAGGCGAUGACUACCUGGAGUGUGUGUCCAAGCAGUCCGAGACGCUGCGACCCUUUGGUGACACCCCCCGAGACCUCAAGUUGAAAGUGACCCGUACAUUUGUGGCGGCACGCUCCUUUGUCCAGGGACUGGUGAUCAGCGGGGAGGUGGUUCGCAAGGUGUCACAGGUACCCCUGAGCCCAGAGUGCAUGCGUGCCUUCAUGAAGAUGACCUACUGUCCCCACUGCCGUGGAGUGGCCACUGCCAGGCCCUGUGCUAACUACUGUACCAACGUACUGAAGGGCUGCCUCGCUAACCAGGCCGACCUGGACACAGAGUGGAGGAACUUGGCUGAUGCCAUGCUGCAGGUCUCUAACAGGUUUGAGGGUGUGUCCAGUGUGGAUGUGGUGUUCCUCUCUCUCCCCACACACAUCUCAGAGGCUAUCACCACCAUGAUGGACAACAUAGACACGUUUAACAACAAGGUGUUCCAGGCAUGUGGGAAUCCGAGGGAGGGAGGAACCAGCAGCACCGGGUUGGAGGAGGUGAAGAGGAGUGGGAAGGUUACAGUGGAGGACAGCCCAACCUCUGGGGCUAGGCUGGAGAAACUGGUGUCUGAUGUGUCGAGGAGGCUGAGGGACAUGCAGCCCUACUGGGUCUCGUUACCGAGCACCCUCUGCAGUGACAGGGUGGCCACUAGGUCCCAAGCAGACAAGUGCUGGAACGGCAUGGCCCGUGCCAGGUACCUUCCAGAGGUGAUGGGUGACGGCCUGGCUAGUCAGAUCAACAACCCUGAGGUAGAGAUCGACAUCACCAAGCCAGACAUGACUAUACGCCAACAGAUCAUGCAGCUCAAGAUCAUGACCAACCGCCUCAAGAACGCUUUCAAUGGCAACGAUGUGGACUUUCAGGACACCAGUGAUGAUGUCAGUGGUUCAGGAAGCGGGAUGUGCACAGAUGAAAACUGUCCCCGGGGCCCGCGCCUCAUGGCCCCCAGCACAGACAGACCCAAAGUGUACGCCUACCCUCCGGAGAACAAGAAGGUUGUGAAAGCAUCAGCUGACCACAACCUCCCAUCCAUCACCCUCUACCUGCUCUCAUUGGUUAUGUUGCUGCUCCGGCGAUAAUUGAUAGGGUAUUCCACCAAUCGAGACUGAGUUUGGGACAUGGGGGGCAGGACGAGGGGUGGGAAGAGAAGAGAAGAUGUCGUGGGGUUACUUACUUACUUUGCCAAAACAAAACAAAAUUAACAAGAAAAAAACCCGAAUGGACUUCCUUUUGGUCUCGGAUAAGAACAAAAGUUGUAAUGAGUAUUAUAUUAUUCAGAAAUGUUUUGGUUCUGUUCUUGUCUUUUAUUUUACGGUUUACGGCACUACUAGAGCUCGUCUUUUCACAUUUUUAUUUUGUUUUGUUUUCUGGUGUUUGGGUUCUCUUGAGAUAUCUGUACCUAAGACAUGUUAAGAGUCAAUCUAUAGACUAUAGAGAUAUACAGGAUGUUAGUGUUGGUUGACGCUGUGCUGUGUAAGGGGGACUCUUCAGUCAUGCUGAGCCUAACGUUUGUAUUCCUAAUCAUGUAAACAGCCUUUAUGUCUGAGGAGAUUAUUUAUUUAUUAAAAACAGAGGAAUAUAAUCCCCCCGGAGCAUCUUUGGGCUCCCCAAUAUUUAUAGAAAAACGAAUUCUACCCCAAACAAAAUAAAUUAUUGAUGAGUUUUAUGAAAGAUAAUCUGGUUUCGGUAAGGCCCUAAAAACCUUAAACCUUUAAACCCACACAUUACAUGGCAACAGAGAGAAAAUUAAAACGCUUCACAUAAGCCGUUUUUUCCUCUGCUUGAUAAUAUAAAGCAGUAAUAAUAGUCGUGAUCAUAUUCACACAGACAUGAUCCCUCCACCCUUACUUCUCUCUUUCCCAGAGCAGAUUUGUUUCUCUAGGCUUUGGUGGCUCUAUAGGACCAGAUGGGCAUUUUUAUUUUAUUUUGGGGGGGAGAAAUUACAGUGUUAGUGUGACCACAGUAGUCCUCUGUAUUGACACGAUAUUGGCAGAAUAUGGUAGUAUACGGGCUGUGUGGGUGUGUACUGCCGUUUGUUCUGUCUCAGUGGAGGCUGGUGGGAGGAGCUUUAGGAGGACGGGCUCAUUGUAAAGGCUGGACUGGAAUCAAUGGAACGGAGUCAAACAAGUGGUUUCCAUGUUUGAUGCUGUUCCAAUUAUUCCAUUCCAGCCACUGCAAUGAGCCUGUCCUCCUAUAGCUCCUUCCACCAGCCUAUUCUGCUCUGUCUUCAUAUAAUGGACCUUGGACGACAUAAUAAUGUGUUACUUUCUUGUUAAUGACGAAGAUUUGAUGGUACCUAUGAUGAAUACUUUUGGACAGAGCCAGCCAGCUACAGUGGAGUGGUUUUCACAUACUGCACUAUAACCACUUGUUGUAAAGCAGACUGUGUACAUGUGUCUGACCGACUGUUUCUCUGUUUGGAUGGAUUGACUUAGGGAUUGGAAUUCUGUGAUGAUCACUCAAAUAGCUUUUUCUCUCCCUCCUCUCAUCUCAUUCUCUUUCUUCUCACCUCCCACCUUCUUUCUCUCCCUUCUCACACAGUGCCUCUCUUCCCACUCCCUCUCUCAGUUCUCUCAGCCUCCCAGGCUAUUUUUCAUGGUAUACUAUUCAUCUGUUAUGAAGAUCUGCAAAUUGUUCUCCAAUGCUUUUUUUUGGCAUUAUGGCAAUGACAGAGCUUCAUCAUACUGCAAAAUGAUUGGGAUAUUGUGGGAAUGUUGUGGAAGGCCUUUGCUGAUGAAAAUCUUGCAGCCAGGGAGGAAGGAUGUACUUCAACUUAGUUCAAAUAAUUGUCAGCUCUCAGUCUUAGACCACUGUGUGGGUGGGGGUGGGGGGGUGGAGGUGUGUGUGUGUGUGUGUGUGUGUGUGUGUGUGUGUGUGUGUGUGUGUGUGUGUGUGUGUGUGUGUGUGUGUGUGUGUGUGUGUGUGUACACGCACGCAUGAUAAAGAAGGUCUUCUUGGGCUUAUUCAACAAGAUGGAAACCGAUAGAAACAUAUUGUAUAGAGCUGAUUCAAUGCUUUACGCCACAUGAUAUUAAAAACAUUGUCUCUUGUACAGCAAUAUAUUUCUAUCUACAGACUGAAUAGGCCCCCUUAGGGACGAGUGGAGAUCUGCGCUCGUCAAUAGCCGACAUCGAAAGUGCAAUCAAUGAGGAGAUUGGAGAGAUUUAUGACUCCAGAGACAAGGUCAUACACUAGAACUGAGGUCUUCAGCCUAUGACUGUGCACUAGAACUGAGGUCUUCAGCCUAUGACUGUGCACUAGAACUGUUGUCUUCAGCCUAUGACUGUGCACUAGAACUGAGGUCUUCAGCCUAUGACUGUACACUAGAACUGAGGUCUUCAGCCUAUGACUGUGCACUAGAACUGAGGUCUUCAGCCUAUGUCUGUACACUAGAACUGAGGUCUUCAGCCUAUGACUGUGCACUAGAACUGAGGUCUUCAGCCUAUGACUGUACACUAGAACUGAGGUCUUCAGCCUAUGACUGUAGACUAGAACUGAGGUCUUCAGCCUAUGACUGUACACUAGAACUGAGGUCUUCAGCCUAUGACUGUGCACUAGAACUGAGGUCUUCAGCCUAUGACGGUGCACUAGAACUGAGGUAGCAAAGCAACACGUCCAUUAGGCAUGACCUUUUUGGUUUCUGAGGGAGGAAAUUCGGGAGGACACACAGGAACUGACAUGAUCCCGUUCAGAACCAUAGAGUUCAGAACACUCAAGUAGGAGGACUGCAGUAGUUAUCAAAGCCGGUCCUGGCGGAUCCCUUUGUAUCCAGGUUUUCCUUCCAACCUUCACACAAUUAUAUUCCAUUGAUCUGAUAUGUACUACAUUAUUCAAAUGAUAGAUUGGGUGAAAAACCUACAAGAGUCCUCUUGGACUGGUUAUGAACCUCUGUUAAAUAGGUUACGUGUGAAAAGGCCAAGAAAUAUUGUGAUACAUUUUGUGACACAAGGUAGUGCUCUGAUAAAGAGGGUACCAUGUGAGCUUGUGUAGGGGUCCCUGGUUUUAAACUGUCUGUCGGUGUGACUGCCCGCAGUAACAUUCCAAUGCAAAGAGACAACUAACAACUUUUACUCACGACGACUUCACUCACUUUCAAUGGACACGCUUCGCAAUGCCACCGGACAAAAUUUGCACAACCCCUCCCAACACCCUUACUCCCCCUCUCUCUCCUCCCAACACCCUUACUCCCCCUCUCUCUCCUCCCAACACUCUUACUCCCCCUCUCUCUCCUCCAAACACUCUUACUCCCCCUCUCUCUCCUCCCAACACCCUUACUCCCCCUCUCUCUCCUCCAAACACUCUUACUCCCCCUCUCUCUCCUCCCAACACCCUUACUCCCCCUCUCUCUCCUCCAAACACUCUUACUCCCCCUCUCUCUCCUCCCAACACCCUUACUCCCCCCUCUCUCCUCCCAACACCCUUACUCCCCUCUCUCUCCUCCCAACACCCUUACUCCCCUUCUCUCUCCUCCAAACACUCUUACUCCCCCUCUCUCUCCUCCCAACACCCUUACUCCCCCUCUCUCUCCUCCAAACACUCUUGCGCACUAAUUUGAAUAGUUCAAAGUCCACUGCCUCUUACUAAACGCUGCACUUUUAUGACGUAAAAGGCCUAGGUAUUCGAUAGGAUGGCAAUCUGCACAAAGACAGAGAUCACAAGAUGGUGGAUUGAUAGGCGAGUCGACACUCCAUAUACGUCUACUGAUUAGGAUUAUGCAGAGAGAGAUGGACCACUGAGAUGGCUGCAGUCUGAGAAGGGUGAAAUAGCAAUGUCAGAUUUGGGAUUAAAUCAUAUUGAAAUCUUGCUCUAGCAUGCCUGGGGUUUUGCAGAUGGGCGUGGUUUGCAGUUAUGGCCCUAUUUUGUCCAUUAACCCAGGCCAGCUCAAUCAAGCACAGAUAAAGUAUUUGAAAUUAUUUCAAAUAUUAUUUGAGCCUAGGUCUGAUAUAACCAGUGGCCCUGGACACUACUCUUUCCCCUUCACAAGGUGAAUGUGGCAGGCAUUUCCGAAAGGUGACGAUUUGAAAGAAAACCAUAGCAAUUUAAAAAAAUAAUAAUAAUAAUUUACAUUUGGAGAUUUGUGUUUAUGGUGAUGGUAGAUGGAAGAAGAAAGAGUUUUGAGUCAAUAUGUGUAAUUUGCUGUUGUUUGUUCCUGGAACCUUGUGUCAAUUAUAUACGUUGUAAGAUUUUCAA
Messenger RNA from Oncorhynchus nerka (sockeye salmon), 6191 nucleotides. Its product is annotated as glypican-1-like. Lineage: Eukaryota; Metazoa; Chordata; Actinopteri; Salmoniformes; Salmonidae. The coding region runs from base 431 to 2080 and encodes 549 amino acids. The transcript has 11 exons. Gene Ontology annotation, cellular component: extracellular region; synapse; plasma membrane. Gene Ontology annotation, molecular function: fibroblast growth factor binding. Gene Ontology annotation, biological process: regulation of protein localization to membrane; negative regulation of fibroblast growth factor receptor signaling pathway; cell migration. The record is from RefSeq and is a predicted model, not a curated record.